Messenger RNA from Mya arenaria, 4164 nucleotides. Its product is annotated as heat shock 70 kDa protein 12B-like. The coding region runs from base 77 to 3121 and encodes 1014 amino acids. The transcript is spliced from 8 exons. Lineage: Eukaryota; Metazoa; Mollusca; Bivalvia; Myida; Myidae. Gene Ontology annotation, molecular function: ATP-dependent protein folding chaperone; ATP binding. The record is from RefSeq and is a predicted model, not a curated record.
GUAAUAUUCAUGUAAGCUUGAACCAGGAAGUUAUUUAUUUUCUGCAAAAUAAACGCUAAAAUCAGGUUUGGUUAAAAUGGGGGAAUACUUAAGUAAAAGUUCCACAAGCAUUGAUGAGAUUGCGGCAGCGAAGGCACAAUCCCAUCUCCUCGUUGCUGCAUUCGAGUUUGGGACCACGUACAGCGGUUAUGCGUUUUCCUUCCGAAAUGACCCUCUAAAAGUGCAGACCAACCAGAAUUGGUACGGAGGAGCAGGAAAACUUAUAUCUCUCAAGACGCCAACAAGUGUUCUUCUAAAUCCAAAGGGAGAGUUUGACUCUUUUGGAUUUGAAGCUGAGGACAGGUAUGCUUAUAAAGCAGAAGAUGACGAACACAAAGGAUGGCGAUUGUUCCGGCGUUUUAUGAUGGUUUUACACAACAAUAAGGAGCUUUCCAGAGCCACAACUGUGGAGGACAUAGAAGGCAAAUCGCAUCAAGCUCUACCAAUCUUCUCCUUGGCGAUCAAGUUUCUACAUAAACAUCUCCUACAGGCGGUAGCAAACCAGACGGUGGGUGUACUAGAGACGGACAUUUCCUACGUCAUCACGGUGCCCGCUAUCUGGGAUGACAAUGCCAAUAAGUUCAUGAGAAUGGCUGUCGAAGAGGCUGGUCUCGAUGAAACCCGAGUAGCACUUGCACUCGAACCGGAAGCUGCCUCGAUCUGGUGUGAGACACUCGAUGUUGACACAAAGGCUGCGCUGGCCGGAACCGGAACUCAGUAUAUGGUCAUUGAUCUAGGAGGUGGCACCGCCGUUAUUUCUUUCCGGGAGAAGAAAGGGACCGGCACUCUGAAGGAAAUACAUCAGCCGACCGGUGGACCAUGGGGUGGCAUCUAUGUUGACGCCAACUAUCUCAAAUUCUUGGAACACAUUUUUGGAGAGAAGGCUAUAACUGCACUUAAGACAGAGGAAAGAGCCGACUUCUUUGAUGUUAUUAGGGAAUUUGAAACAAAGAAACGUACCUUUAGCAAAAAUACAACAGGAAAAAUUACGUUCAGAAUAUCUUCAAACAUUAGAAAGCUUUCCAAGAAGUUCACAGGACAGAAUCUAGAGCAGAGGAUAUGCAGCCUUGGAUUUGGUGAGUCAGUUAUUGUGAAAGGUGAUGACAAGUUGCGAGUUGAAUCUGACAUCGUCCGUACUUGGUUUGACGGUCCUAUAGACAGUCUUAUUGGUCAAAUAAAGAGUCUUCUCAAGAAACGCAAGUUGAGAGCUGUGCAGACAAUCGUGCUUGUUGGUGGUUUCGGUGGUAGCCCAUACGUUCAUGACAGACUGAGGGCUGCGUUCCCAGACAAACGUCUGAUUCUCAGUGCAGAUGCGGAGCUCGCCGUGCUGAAAGGGGCUGUCAAGUUUGGCUACAAUCCAUUGGUUGUGGUAGAAAAAGAAAAAAAGUAUUCCACUCUCCUCGUUGCUGCGUUCGACUUUGGGACAACAUACAGCGGUUAUGCGUUUUCCUUCAUGAAUGACCCGCUCAAAGUGCAGACCAACCAGACUUGGAGUUCAAGAGCGACAGGACGACUUAUUUCACUGAAGACGUCAACAAGCGUGCUUCUAAAUCCAGAGGGCGAGUUUGACUCGUUUGGCUUUGAAGCUGAAGACAGCUAUGCGAGUAAAGCAGAAGAUGACCAACACGAAGGAUGGAGAUUGUUCCGGCGUUUUAAAAUGGUUUUACAAAACAAGGUGCUUUUAAGAGACACAACGGUGGAGGACAUUGAAGGCAACUCUCAUGAAGCUCUACCAAUUUUCGCCAUGGCGAUCAAGUUUCUACACGAACAUCUCCUGAAGGCGGUAGAAAACCAGACGGAUAUUUUGCUAGAGGAAGAAAUUUCCUACGUCAUCACGGUGCCCGCCAUUUGGGAUGACAAUGCAAAGGAGUUAAUGAGAACGGCUGCCGAAGAGGCUGGUCUCGAUGGAACCCGAGUAACACUUGCACUUGAGCCGGAAGCUGCCUCGAUCUGGUGUGAGACACUCGAUGUUGACACAAGGGCUGCGCUGGCCGGAGCUGGAACUCAGUAUAUGGUCAUUGAUCUAGGAGGUGGCACCGCAGACAUUUCUAUCCAUGAGAAGAACCAGGACGGCACUCUGAAGGAAAUACAUCAGCCGACCGGUGGACCAUGGGGUGGCAUCUAUGUUGACGCAAACUAUCUCAAAUUCUUAGAAAACAUUUUUGGAGAGAAUGCUAUAACUGCACUAAAGACCGAGGACAUGGCCGAUUAUUUUGACGUUAUCAGGGACUUUGAAACAAAGAAAAUUACUUUAAACAAAAAGAUGACAGGCAAAUUUACGUUCAAAAUAUCUUCAACCGCUAAGAAGCUUUCCAAAGAGCUGACAGGCCAGAAUCUAGAGCAGAGGUUAGACAGCCUUGGAUAUGGUGAGUCAGUCGUUGUGAAAGGAGACAAGUUGCGAGUUGAGCCUGACAUCAUUCGUUCUUGGUUUGACGGUCCUAUAGAUGAUAUUAUUGGUCACGUGAAGAGCCUUCUCAAGGAGCCCAAGUUGAGGGCGGUGCAGACAAUUGUGCUGGUUGGUGGUUUUGGAGAGAGCACGUACGUCCAGGAGAGGCUGAGGGCUGAUAUCCCAGACAAGCGUCUGAUUGUCCCUGCUGAGGCGGGUCUCGCCGUGCUGAAAGGGGCCGUCAGGUUUGGACAUAAUCCAACAAUCAUCACAUCAAGGGUCAUGAAAUACACGUACGGAGUUGAGGUGAAAAUGAUUUAUGAUGAGAAAAUUCACAGUGACGACAAAAAAUACUUCGAUGAAGACGGGAAAUGGCGUGUGUUUAAAUGUUUCGAUGUGUUCGUUCGUGUAAACAAGGAUGUUCCCAUUGACCACAAAAUAACCAAGGGUUACAUACCUCUAGCAUACAGGACAUCCAUAGCAAUCUUCCGGACGACAACCGAGAACCCCGUGUACGUGACCGACCCCGGCUGUGAGCUGCUCGGUAAGCUGAUUCUAGAGCUGCCCCGGGACAUGCCUCUCUCUGAGCUUAAUACCGAUAUAACAUUCAUAUUUGGAGGGACGGAACUUGUGGUGAAAGGCCGUGUGAGAAAGACCGGAGAAGAGCAGAUCUUGAAACUAAAUUGUCUUAAAUAAGCUAAAACGCACACCAGGACUCUGCAAUGUAAACCUGUUGUUAUUCUCGUUUUUCUGGAAAUAGAGUAAUAUUAACUUAUAAAGAAACGACGUUAUAUUGCUGACCGUGUGAGAAAGACAAAACAGGGGAAUGAAACGUAUAACUCUUAAAACUUAUUUGUUAUGGGUAGGCUACAACUGGCACCAAGAACCUGUGAUGUGAACUUGCGAAAUGCAAUGAUAUAUAUAUUCUAUUAACAAGCUUUUAUAUUCCUUUAGAGACGAUUAGGUAUAAAUGGAUGUAUUUGGAAACGACGAUGCUGUUGUUACUAACAUUAUGAAACUGAAUUACCUUCUAAAAGACUUUAAUCUUGUCUAUAUAGUCAUAUAUUAUGUAUACUUAUGUUGAUAUUUUCGGGUAUGGGCGACGUUUAACUGUGUGUCUGCAAAACACAAGCUUAUUAUUAUAACAUUAUAUCGACGAAAUGGAAUGCAUUAUAUUUGCAUAAAACAUAUCAAAAUACAUGUUUUAUAGGUCAUCAGGGUUUAGAUAUAUCCCCUGCCUGGUGACCAUUAAAAACAGAAUUUCACAAAUAAACGGGAAAACUGGAGAAUAUCGAAAUUGUCUGGCGUAAAGUAAUAUUCAGCUCAUUCCUGUUUAGGUUAUAUGUAAAUUUAUGUUAUUUUUCCUGCAAAUUGUAAUUGCUUAUUUUUUUAUAAUUGAAAAUAAAAGUAUAUUUGGUUUAUAUGUAAAUAUGAAACCCUUUUAUGCGCGUGUGAUCUAUCUGUACGUUUGCUUGUGUACGUCUGUGAUUUUACAUAAUCUAGAAAUGUUUGAAGAAGCAUAAAAGGGAUACUUUUUUGAUUGUUCAGCAAAUUAUUGUUAGUAAUAUUUAUAUGAAAAAAAAACUGACAAUACUAUAAGUAUCUUGCAUGUGUAUUCCGGCACGGGUAACGAGGCUUGCCGAGCUACCGGCCAAGCAGCGUACCCGAGGGUCGUAUUGGGAUGGCGUGAAAUGAUUUUCAUAAACUAUACAAUAAAAGAAAUAAAAAGUGGCACGUUG